Pundamilia nyererei is the source of this 5990-nucleotide messenger RNA. RefSeq names its product activating signal cointegrator 1 complex subunit 3 (gene ascc3). The transcript is spliced from 35 exons. The record is from RefSeq and is a predicted model, not a curated record. Gene Ontology annotation, molecular function: ATP hydrolysis activity; nucleic acid binding; ATP binding. NCBI's taxonomy places the organism in Eukaryota, Metazoa, Chordata, Actinopteri, Cichliformes, Cichlidae. Bases 1 to 5220 code for a protein of 1739 amino acids.
AUGGGCAGCACCUCAUCAAUUGGGCAGCUGGUGUUCAAGGGCAUGAAGCGCCUGAACAGGAUUCAGUCCAUAGUGUUCGAGACGGCCUACAACACCAAUGAGAACCUCCUGAUCUGUGCUCCAACCGGUGCUGGCAAGACCAACAUCGCCAUGCUGACAGUUCUCCAUGAAAUCCGUCAGCACUUGCAGCCCGGUGGCGUCAUUAAGAAAGAUGAAUUCAAGAUCGUAUAUGUGGCUCCCAUGAAAGCCUUGGCGGCUGAGAUGACGAACUACUUUGGUAAGCGGCUGGAGCCACUGGGCAUCACUGUGAAAGAACUCACUGGAGACAUGCAGCUUACCAAAGGAGAGAUCCUUCGAACACAGAUGUUGGUGACGACUCCGGAGAAGUGGGACGUUGUGACCAGGAAGAGUGUUGGCGAUGUGGCUCUGUCACAGAUUGUGCGGCUCCUCAUCUUGGAUGAAGUCCAUCUAUUGCAUGAAGAUCGAGGCCCGGUUCUUGAGAGUCUGGUGGCCCGGACCAUCAGACAGGUGGAGUCCACCCAGAGCAUGAUCAGGAUUCUGGGACUGUCUGCUACCCUGCCUAACUAUCUGGAUGUGGCCACCUUCCUACAUGUCAACCCAUAUAUUGGUCUCUUCUUCUUCGACGGUCGCUUCAGACCAGUGCCUCUGGGACAGACCUUUGUUGGCAUCAAAACCAACAACAAGAUCCAGCAGAUCCAUGACAUGGAGGAGGUUUGUUAUGACAAAGUUCUGGAACAGGUGAAGGCAGGUCACCAGGUGAUGGUGUUUGUCCAUGCUCGUAAUGCCACAGUGAGGACGGCCAUGGGGCUCAUCGAGAUGGCGAAGAACCGUGGAGAGAUUUGUUUCUUUCAACCAGACCAAGGGUCAGACUACGGCCAGUGUGAGAAACAGAUCCAGCGCUCCAGGAACAAGCAGAUGAAAGAAAUGUUUCCUGAAGGUUUUGGCAUCCACCACGCUGGCAUGCUGCGCUCUGACCGCAGCCUGAUGGAGAGCAUGUUCUCUAGAGGCCACCUCAAGGUCCUGGUCUGUACCGCCACCUUGGCCUGGGGAGUGAACCUGCCGGCUCACGCUGUCAUCAUCAAGGGUACCCAAAUUUACGAUGCCAAGCGCGGCGCCGUGGUGGAUCUGGGCAUCCUGGACGUCAUGCAGAUUUUUGGAAGAGCAGGUCGUCCGCAGUUUGAUAAGUAUGGUGAGGGAACCAUCAUCACCACCCACGACAAGCUGAGCCAUUACCUGACCCUGCUCACCCAGCAGAACGCCAUAGAGAGUCGGUUCCUGGACAGCCUGGCCGAUAACCUCAACGCUGAGAUUGCUCUGGGAACGGUCACCAACGUGGAGGAGGCUGUGAAGUGGCUCAGCUACACCUACCUUUAUGUUCGCAUGAGGGCCAACCCGCUGGCGUACGGCAUCAACCACAAAGCUUCUCAGAUGGAUCCAGCUUUGGAGCUGUACAGGAAGGAUCUGGUGGUGGAGUCGGGCAGGAAGCUGGAUAAGGCCAGGAUGAUCCGCUUCGACGAGCGCACCGGCUACUUCGCCUCCACAGACCUGGGCAGGACUGCGAGCCACUUCUACAUCAAGUAUAACACCAUAGAGACGUUCAAUGAGCAUUUCAACCCUCAGGGAACAGAAGCCGACAUCCUCAGCAUCGUCUCCAAAGCUGAGGAGUUUGAACAACUCAAGGUUCGAGAGGAGGAGAUGGAGGAGCUGGAGCAGAUGCUGUGUAGCUACUGUCAGCUUCCAGCUGCAGGAGGUGUGGAGAACGGCUACGGCAAGGUCAACAUCCUGCUGCAGACGUACAUCGGCCGAGGAGAAGUGGACAGCUUCUCGCUCAUCUCGGACCUGUCCUAUGUUGCACAGAACGCCGCUCGGAUCGUGAGGGCCUUGUUUGAGAUCGCUUUGAGGAAGCGCUGGCCGCUUAUGACCCGUCGACUGCUCACCCUGUGCAAGGUGAUCGACAAGCGGCUGUGGGACUCUGCCCACCCCCUCCGGCAGUUCCCCAACCUGAGCCCCGUCGUGCUGAACCGCUUGGAGGAGAAGAAGCUGACUGUGGACAAACUGAAGGAGAUGAGGAAGGAUGACAUUGGUCACAUGCUGCACCACGUCAACAUCGGGUUAACGGUCAAACAGUGUGUCCACCAGAUCCCCUCGAUCUCAAUGGAGGCCACCAUCCAGCCAAUCACACGCACCGUGCUGCGUGUUCGUCUCAUCGUCACGCCUGAUUUUCGCUGGAAUGACCAGGUCCAUGGAUCAGUGGGUGAGCCCUGGUGGUUGUGGGUGGAAGAUGCCAUGAAUGAUCACAUCUACCACUCUGAGUACUUCCUGCUGCAGAAGAAACAGGUGGUGUCAGGAGAGCCUCAGCACAUCGUGUUCACCAUUCCCAUCUUUGAGCCGUUGCCCUCACAGUACUACAUCAGGGCCGUCUCUGACCGAUGGCUCGGUGCUGAAGCUGUCUGCAUUAUCAACUUCCAGGACCUGAUCUUACCAGAGCGACACCCCCCACACACUGAGCUACUAGACCUCCAGCCGUUGCCAGUGACUGCUCUGGGUAACCGAGAGUACGAGAGCCUUUACAAGUUCACUCACUUCAACCCCAUCCAGACCCAAAUCUUCCACACACUGUACCACACCGACACCAACGUGUUGCUGGGAGCGCCGACGGGCUCUGGAAAAACCAUCGCAGCAGAGAUGGCCAUGUUCCGGGUCUUCAACAAGUAUCCGUCCUCCAAGGUCGUGUAUAUUGCCCCUUUGAAGGCCCUGGUGAGGGAGCGCAUUGAGGACUGGAAGGUCAGGAUUGAAGAGAAACUUGGAAAAAGCGUGGUGGAGCUGACCGGGGACGUGACUCCAGACAUGAGAGCCAUAGCAAAAGCUGACCUGAUCGUCACCACGCCCGAAAAGUGGGAUGGAGUCAGCAGGAGUUGGCAGAAUCGAAGCUACGUCCAGAAAGUAGCGAUUCUCAUUAUCGAUGAGAUCCACCUGCUGGGUGAGGACAGAGGUCCGGUCCUCGAGGUCAUUGUGUCCAGGACCAACUUCAUCUCGUCUCACACUUCCAAGAGUGUUCGAGUAGUUGGGCUGUCCACGGCUCUGGCCAACGCUCGAGACCUGGCUGACUGGUUGGGCAUCGGACAGGUCGGUUUGUUUAACUUCCGUCCGUCUGUGCGCCCGGUCCCACUUGAAGUUCACAUCCACGGUUUUCCAGGACAGCACUACUGCCCCCGCAUGGCCAGCAUGAACAAGCCCACCUUCCAAGCGAUACGCGCUCACUCUCCAGCCAAGCCUGUGCUCAUUUUUGUGUCAUCACGAAGGCAAACUCGCCUGACCGCCCUGGACCUCAUCGCCUACCUGGCUACAGAGGACAACCCCAAACAGUGGCUGCACCAGGAUGAGAGAGAGAUAGAGGACAUCAUUGGCACCGUUCGAGAUUCCAACCUGAAGCUGACACUGGCCUUUGGGAUCGGCAUGCAUCAUGCAGGCCUCCAUGAGAGAGACAGAAAGACUGUAGAGGAGCUGUUUGUCAACUGUAAGAUUCAGGUUCUGAUUGCUACCAGCACUCUGGCCUGGGGAGUGAACUUCCCCGCUCACCUGGUUGUCGUCAAGGGAACCGAGUACUACGAUGGCAAAUCCAGGCGCUAUGUGGACUACCCCAUCACAGACGUGCUGCAGAUGAUGGGGCGAGCAGGCCGUCCUCAGUUUGAUGACCAGGGCAAAGCAGUCAUCCUUGUCCACGACAUAAAGAAGGAUUUCUACAAGAAGUUUCUGUACGAGCCGUUUCCUGUAGAGUCCAGCCUCCUCGGCGUGCUCUCUGAUCAUCUGAAUGCUGAGAUUGCUGCAGGAACCAUCUCAUCCAAGCAGGACGCCAUGGACUACAUCACCUGGACCUACUUCUUCAGACGGCUGAUGAUGAAUCCCAGUUAUUACAGCCUAGAGGACAUCAGCCACGAGUCUAUUAACAGGUAUCUGUCCAACCUGGUGGAGAGAAGCCUGCGUGACCUCGAGGGCUCCUACUGCAUUGAAAUUAAAGAGGACGAUCAGUCGACGGAGCCUCUUACCUACGGUCGCAUUGCCUCCUAUUACUACCUGAAGCACCAGACCAUCCGCACGUUCAAGGAGCGCCUCAGGGCGGAGCUACCCAUACACGAGCUGCUCUCUGUGCUCACGGAUGCAGAGGAGUAUGCCGAGCUGCCCGUCAGACACAACGAGGACCAGCUGAACAGCCAGCUGGCUCAGCAGCUCCCCUUGCAGGUCAACCCCCACUCCUAUGAUAGCGCACACACCAAGACCCACCUGCUGCUGCAGGCCCACUUCGGCCACGCCCAGCUGCCUUGCAGCGACUACACCACCGACACCAAAACUGUGCUGGACAACGCCAUCCGCAUCUGUCAGGCAAUGCUGGAUGUAGCUGCCAAUGAAGGCUGGCUCGUCACAGCCAUCAGCAUCUGCAAUCUUGUGCAAAUGAUCGUCCAGGGCCGCUGGCUGCACGACUCCUCCUUACUGACGCUCCCACACGUAGAACAGCAACACCUCAGCCUGUUCAGGAACAGGGGAAACAGGAAGGGGCAGGGAGGUUUGAACGAGCCAAUCGAAGGACUUCCUGAGCUGAUCGCUGCCUGUAAUGGAAAUGAAAGCGUCUUCUCUGCUAUGGUGGCCCGACAGCUUCAUCCGAGUCAGACUGCUCAGGCGUGGUCGUUCCUGAGCCAUCUCCCAGUGCUGGAAGUUGAGAUGAGCAUGAAGGGCUGGUGGGAGGAGAGCCAGGAGCAGACGGAGCGUCCCAUCCCUGCAGCAGGAGCUAACCUCAGGAAGGGGAGCAGCUGGCUGGACGUCCACGCUGACCAGGAGUAUGUUCUGCAGGUGUCACUGAGACGCCUCAAUCUGGGACAGCAGAGGAGGAGGCAGGACAGCAAGGCCCAAGCUCCCAGGUUCCCCAAGGCCAAGGACGAGGGCUGGUUCCUCGUGCUGGGGGAGGUGGAUCGCAGGGAGCUGCUGGCUGUGAAACGGCUGGGAUACGUGCGUAACCACACGGCCGUGUCCAUGGCCUUCUACACCCCGGAGAGGACCGGAAAGUGUAUUUACACGCUGUACCUGAUGAGUGACAGCUACCUGGGUCUGGACCAGCAGUAUGAUGUUCACCUGAACGUAACGCCUGCCAGCAUCGCUGCACAGGUCAACAGCGAGGUCUCACAUUCGGAUCUGUCCCUGGGCUGAGGAAGUACCUCUGCGUCACGUCGGCGACGUCUGUCAGUCACCGCUUUGCUGACCUCGGAAGUGACGUCGUUUCUUUCUCACGCACUGUGGCUGUGCUCACUGUGGUGCACCGGUGCCAAGGACCGCCUCAUUCUCAUUCAUUUAACUUUCAAUUGGUAACAUCCAACAAGAGUCUGCUGCUGCGCUGUUCUUGAUUGGCCGGAUCUUUGUGUGUGGUGUCAGAUAUAUAAGCAUGGCGGCACACGUUCGAACAGCAGCUGUGUAGCUGUGAAAUGUAGCUCUGUGCCUGAAUUGUAGAGAACAUCGUACAGAUUAUACCAAAGCACAUCACCGAACACAAACAGGUUGCUGUCGUGUUUGGGAGGUUGUGGGCUGACAGUAACACAAAGCUGUGUUAAACGUGAGCACGCUGUGGAGCUUCAGCUCAACAACAGGAUCAUACAUUUCCCUGACUCCGUGCCUGUGUGGAGGUGGAAACGCAGUGUGGCAAACCUGUGGGUGAGAGAUUUCUGUGAAGGGCAGAAAAUGUGCAAAUCGUUUUGGAUCAGAUGUGGAAGUGUUUGUUUGGAUGAAGUGCUUUGAGUUCAGGUGUGUGAACAAAGCUUCCUCCUCCCUCACCGCUGCAUGCUUCAGAGGCCCUGAGCCUAACGCUGCUGUCUGUGGCCUUUGUGUGGAUGUGUAUGAACCCCGUGAGCAGCACUGUGCCGCCAAUCAUUAAAGAAUUUACAUUUGGUUUUGAAUAAAGUGUUUUGUGUGGCUUCAAAUUGUAA